Messenger RNA from Rhopilema esculentum, 6366 nucleotides. RefSeq names its product HSPB1-associated protein 1. The record is from RefSeq and is a predicted model, not a curated record. Lineage: Eukaryota; Metazoa; Cnidaria; Scyphozoa; Rhizostomeae; Rhizostomatidae.
AUGUGAUUACUUUAAAAUAGAAAUUCAUUACGCUCGAAAAUGACAAUACCAGAUAGCCAUAAACUAAACACUAAGACUUCAAGGAACAUCAAGGAACAAAAAUUGAACUCUGAAUUACAUUGUGAGUUCUGUUUCAAUCCAAUCCGCCAAUAUUUAGGCAAGAAUGCAUUAUAUGGAGGUUUUGUAGUUUAAUUAUGAAUCACUGUUCACUUCCAAGGUAGGUAGGUUCAAUUCAGUUUUAAGGAAAUUAUUAUUUCUGACCAGAUCGCAGUCGCCAAAAGUUCAGAAUGUCUGUAUUAUUUCUCUCACACAAGCAUUGUCAUGGUGAUACGAGUAAUUUAGUUGCUCUAUUUAAGCACCUACCUUUAAGCACCUACCUUUAAGCACCUACCUUUAAGCACCUACCUUUAAGCACCUACCUUUAAGCACCUACCUUUAAGCACCUAGCAUUUUAGUUCUGAGGAGUACAGUAGAAACUCAAAUAAAAUAAUCUGUUUUUAUAAUAAAAUUGAGGCUGAAAUUUAACCUUGAAAACCCCAUAAUCAAGAACCCCCAAGAGGCUGAAAUUUGGAAAGGUUCUUAUAUAUAUAUUCAACAGCUCCUAACUUUAAAGUUCUUUAAAAAUAUAAAUAGAUACUCAAUAAAAAACAACUUGGUUGACGUUUCGCUAUAAGCUUCUUCAGAAUAACUAACACAUACAUCUGGAGCGUAAAAUAAGGAAUACGAAACAAAAGAACAAAAGGUAACACAUUUUACAAGCAAGAACAAUAAUAGCUAAUUUAACAACAUAAUGAUAGUUUCUAAGCCCAGCCGGAGGUGAGAAAAGAUGGAUAAAUACAAUAGAUAAAAGAACAACAGAACAAGUGCCAUAGCAGAUGGUAUAGCAUGCAGAAAAGUCCAAGAAAAAGAAACGGUAAAUGCUGUCUGUCCCAAAAAAUAAGAAACUAGGUAGAUAAAAAUAAUAAAUAUAAAAUGCAAAGGAAAGAAAGAAAGUAGAUAGAAAACGUGGAAAAAGUCAACAGAAGUAACAAGGAGAAAAUAAACAAAAAGAUAGGAAAUAGAAAUAAAACUAUGUGUCAACUAACCUAAUAUUAAGGCCCCGGGGCGCGAAAGUUUCUAACUUAUACUGCCAGAAAGUUUCACGUAUCCUACCAUUCCCAUUAAGUCUAUCUAUAAUAGUUACUUUAAUAUCUUCGAGAAACCCAUGAUGAUCCUUCCCUGCAAAAUGCCGGAAAAAAUCAGCCUGAGGUACACCCGAAGAGCCCCCCAUAAACUUACGAUUGCACGCCUUGUAGUUAUUAAACCUAAGCCUAAACGGCGUGCAAGUGCUACCCACAUACUGUACACCACAUACUUUACAUUCCAUAAGAUACACAACAUUGGACGAAUCACAAUUAAACGAAAAAUGUAUCUUAUAUUCCUUAUCAGUUAUAUGGGAGGUAAAAGUAUCAAUGUCACACAUAACAUUACACACUUGACACCGAGACUUGCCACACGGAGUACAACCCUUGUUAUGCGAAACCCCUGCCCCCUCACUAUGAAGUUUAGCCCUAACUAGUAUCUCUUUAAGAUUCUGACACCUCUUAAAUGAUAUCAAAGGUGGCUGAGGAAACACCUUCCUAUGCUCUUCUGAUACUGUAAGCAUAGAAUGAAGUCUCCCGGCCACUUUGCCCAAAUUAUUCAAGGCUGGAUGGUAUGUGGUAACAAACGGAACCCGCCCAUUCCCACUGUGUUCAUGUUUCCCAUUAGCCUUAUCCAGUAGUGUAACCCUAUCCUGCCUACGUGCCUUAUCUAUCUGUUCUGUAAUAAGUGAUUCCUCGUACCUCCUUGCCUUUAACCAUCCAGCCAAAUCCCUUAACCUAUCCCGUAACUGGCGAUCGUCCGAACAAAUCCUACGUAACCUUAAAGCCUGACUUUAGGGUAUCGCCUUCUUGGUAUGCCAUGGGUGACAAGACUUCUUAUGUAAAUACUGAUGUGUAUCAGUAGGUUUACAAAACAAUCUUUCUUCCAACCCAGUCAUAAAGAGGUUUGCAUAAGCUGGAGCGAACUUAGUUCCUAUAGCGGUGCCUAACUUCUGUCUAUAAAACCUAUCAUUAAAUUCAAAGUAGUUGCUUUCGAGAACCAGAGAUGCCAAUCCUACUAGGGUAUCAGUAGCCACGUUUGGGUUUUCCCUUCUAUCCAGCGCUUCCCUGAUGGCUUCCAGACCCUCCCCAUGUGGAAUGCUAGGAUAGAGUCCCACAACAUCAACUGUGCACAGUAUAGCCCCCUCUGGUAUCCUACCUAUUUCACCUAACUUAGACAAGAAAUGAUUAGUAUUUAAUGUAAGACCUACCGAGGCUAACCAGUGGAUUGAGGUGGUGACCUAGAUAUUCUGAUACUAAUACAUUAAGUCUUACAUUGUCUUACAUUAAGGAUACUAAUUAACGUUUCGCAAUAUGCUUCUUCAGAAUAACCUUCACUUACAUUUGGAGCGUAAAAUAAGGAAUACAAAACAAUAGGACAAAAGAGCACAUUUUACAAGCAAGGACAAUAAUGGCUAAUUAUACGACACAAGUAAACUUUCUAGGCCCAGCUGAAGGUGAGAAAAGCGGAAUAAAUACAAUAGAUAAAAGAACAAAAGAGAAGCGUGAAGGCAGAUGGUUAACUACCCAGGAAUGCACAAAAACGAGAAAGGGUGAAUGCUAUCUGUCCCUACCAUGAAGAUUAUAAAAUAAUAUUAUGUGGAAAUAAUAAAUAGCUGUGAAAAGAAGAAAAUAAUCCAAGAGAUUGGAAAUAAAAAUAAAACUAUGUUUCAACUAACCUAAUAUUAAGUCCCCGGGGCGCGAAAGUUUCUAACUUAUACUGCCAGAAACUUUCACGUAUCCUACCAUUCCCAUUAAGUCUAUCUAUAAUAGUUACUUUAAUAUCUUCGAGAAACCCAUGAUGAUCCUUCCCUGCAAAAUGCCGGAAAAAAUCAGCCUGAGGUAUACCCGAAGAGCCCCCGAUAAACUUACGAUUGCACGCCUUGUAGUUAUUAAACCUAAGCCUAAACGGCGUGCAAGUGCUACCCAUAUACUGUACACCACUUACUUUACUUCUCAAGUCAGUGUUUUCCUAAAAACUGGAUUCAGAAAAGAAUAUUACUGUUUGUUUUCUUAUACACCUAAAAAAUAACUUUUUACAAAAUUUUCAACCCAAAAAAAUAAAUCAAAAUUGACUACCCCAAAAAAAUAACAGAUUAUUUCUCAAACCCAAAAAAAUAAGAAAAUUUAAAAUUUGAGACCCAAAAAAUAAGCCGAGCCUCCCUGUCAAAAAUUUUUCAACUACACUCCUUGGGCUCAAACUAUGGUUCAUUCCAUUUUGGAUUUGAAAUCUGCACAGUUAAUUUAGCGGAAAAUUCAAGGAAAGUCGAGGUCAAGUCCUUGGCUGACUUUUAAAGAAUUUUUUUCAAUUUUGAUGACGUCUUAAAAAACAAGUGACUUUCGGUGAUAUUCUUUUUGGCCCAUCUUGGAUUUGAAAUAUCCAUGGUCGAACAAGUUGGAAUGUAAAAUAAAAUUUGAGGUUAGGUGCUGUUUUUUUCUACCAAAUUCCCUGUGUUUUCGUUACUCACAGGGCUUCCCCACGGAUUGCCUCCACAAACAUGGCAGGGAACGAAGGUGGACAUCAAAGGGUGGAAAUUGUUGGUAAACAGGAGCCAUCUGCAGCGAUCAAGUUGAUAUACGAAUCACAAAAGCCUUUCGUAUUCAAAGGCAUGAUUGAUCACUGGAAGGCAAGCCAGUGGACUGUGGGGUACUUCUGUAGGAACUUCGGAGACUUGCCAACAACCUUCAAAGUUUGUCCGAUUCACACAGUUGAUGGCAGUGAUACAAAAAAACCAGUCAUGGAAACUGAAUGUGUAUAUAUCGAGGGAACAUUCGCUGAUUUCAUACAUUGGCUAAGAGGGGAUUAUGGCAAAUGUGCAUCACUGAGACAAUUUCCUAGGGAGAAUUUCUCUAUCUACAUUGAUUACAAAUAUAUGAAAGACUUAAUGGAAGAAAGUCCUGAAACUUAUAGGGACAUUGACUGGGGAACAUUUGGCUUUGAAGGUAGAGAUGGCAGAGAUUCUUCAAUCUGGAUAGGUAGCUACAAGGCAUUCACACCACUACAUAAAGAUACAUAUGGCUUGAACCUGGUUGCACAGCUUUCUGGCAAAAAAUCAUGGACUUUGUUUCCUCCAAAAGACACUCUCAAAGUGUACCCAACAAGAAUACCAUAUGAAGAAUCUAGUGUUUUUAGUGAAGUCAACAUAAAAAGUCCAGAUUUUGUAAAACAUCCUGAAUUUAAAGAUGCAACAGGGUAUAAGGCAAUUUUAGAGGCUGGUGAUGUUCUUUGUGUACCCAAGCACUGGUGGCACUUUGUAGAAAAUAUUGAGCCAAGUGUUAGUGUGAAUACUUGGAUAGAAAAGGAAAGUGACCACUUUGACAGACUGAAAGAAGCUCUUGUCAGACUCAUUGUUACUUCAAUGAAAGAGUCACAGAACUGUUCACAGAUAUCAUGGCUGAAUCCAAAUGAGGUGGCACACCCUCAUGUUAUAAAUGUUGGAUAUGUCAAGCACGCCCUACAAAGCAUCAUAACAAAUGCGACAAAUUCAGAUGAGCAGGAGCAGCAUCAAACAAUUUCUAUCAAUACUGACUCAAUAUUAAAUUGCCUUGUUUCCGACAGAGUAGUCAAUGCUGUUGUUGAUGAGCUUGUGUCAAAAUAUAACAUUCCUACUGGCUGAAUUACUUCCAAAUAAUAUAAUUUUUUAUUUUACCAAGUUAUUUUUAAAACACUCCUUUCAUUAACAUUAAGGGGCUUAAGAUCUUCUACUUGUUGAUUAGUCAUAAUCUUUAGCAAAAGCGAUAACGAGAAAUGAGUCUGAUAGAAACAUCACAUACAUACAAUAAACUAUAAGAAAAGAAAAAAUUAGAAAAAUACAAUUUACCAAUUGUUUUGCAUAGUCUGCAUUUGCAAGCUUGGCAUUCGAGGGGGUGGGUAAGUUUUUUAUUUCUGAAAGGAUUCUGAGCUUUUCAGUUCUUGUCUAUCUCACAUAACAUUCUCCUUAAAAUUUGACUGUAUCAAUUCCAAGCCAAAUUGUUGAAGGUCAUAGUCACAAAGAGGUUAUGGGAAAAGCACACUGUGAUCGUAACAAUUAAACACAAAUGAGCCACUUACUUCCCCUGAAGAAGCCCCUAGCAAAGCCUGGGGGCACUGUCUUCAGUCUUCUUGUCUUCUAAACAACAGAAUCUGAUUGCUAACAACAUAUUUUGAAAACAGGAGACUAUUUCUAUUUGGUGACAACAGAUUCUAGGAGCAAGCAAUUAAUUAUGAUACCAACAACAGGUUCUCGGUGCAAGCCACAAAUUGUGAUAGCUAACAACAGAUUCGGAGAGCAAAUAUCCAAUUCUGAUUGCUAAUAACAGAUUCUGAGAGCAAGCAACGAAUUCUGAUGCUAACAACUGAUUCUGAGAGCAAGAAACGAAUAGAGCUCUCAAGUAUGACGUCACAAAAAACUUUUUUAAGAAUUUUCGAAUUUUGACCACAUAACAUAAAAGAACACUAUAAAAUACUCCCAUUUAUGCAAAAUCAGUUAAAUUUGUCAAAAAUCGGGUGAGCUAUGGCCAAUAGAAGAUCUGGAGUUCGCUAACGGAUAACUGUUAUUUUGGCUCAGUUCAUUAAGUUAUGAACUAAGACCAAAUUAUAGAGGAUUGAUGAGGCCAGAGAUUCUGCUCAUCCGCACAUAUCUCAGCCAAUUCGUAAUACCUCAAACUGAUUUUGCAGAUUUAGAGGUAUUUCGUGAUGCUUUUUCAGGAUAUGGGAAAUAAUUCUAAAAAAGAUUUUUGUGACAACAGCACUUGACAGCUCUAUUCUGAUUGCUAAAAACGGAUUCUGAGAGCAAGAAACGAAUUCUGAUUCUAAAGACAGAUUCUGAGAGCAAGAAACGAAUUCUGAUGGUAAGGACAGAUUCUGAGAGCAAGAAACGAAUUCUGGUGCUAACGACAGAUUCUGAAAGCAAGAAAAGAAUUCUGAUGCUAAGGACAUAUUCUGAGAGCAAGAAAAGAAUUCUGAUGCUAAGGACAUAUUCUGAGAGCAAGAAACGAAUUCUGGUGCAAAAAACAGAUUCUGAGAGCAAGAAACGAAUUCUGAUGCUAAGGACAGAUUCUGAGAGCAAGAAACGAAUUCUGAUGCUAAGGACAGAUUCUGAGAGCAAGAAACGAAUUCUGGUGCAAAAAACAGAUUCUGAGAGCAAGAAAAGAAUUCUGAUGCUAAGGACAGAUUCUGAGAGCAAGAAACGAAUUCUGAUGCUAAGGACAUAUUCUGAGAGCAAGAAACGAAUUCUGGUGCAAAAAACAGAUUCUGAGAGCAAGA